Messenger RNA from Staurois parvus, 310 nucleotides. Lineage: Eukaryota; Metazoa; Chordata; Amphibia; Anura; Ranidae. The record is from the annotation of a GenBank genome assembly.
AUUGAUGGGUGACACUGAAAGGCAGCUCAGAUGGGCACUGAUAUGUGGCAUUGAUGUGCACUGAUGGGCACUGGCACGUGGCACUGUUCAGCACUGACAGCUGGCACUGAUGGACACUGACAGGUGGCACUUCUGGGGCUACACUGAUCAUCAGGGCACACUGAUCAUCAGUGCCCUAAUGAUCAGUGUACAUGUCCCCUCCGCGCGGAAUGCUGAGGAAAGAAAUGCCGAUAACCGGCAUUUCUCUGUUUACAUGUGAUCAGCUGUGAUUGGACACAGCUGAUCACAUGACCGAGCCGACGUCUUUGGC